AUGACUAACAAACUGAAUAAGUUUCAAAAUACACCAUUCACUAAGGAGGGAAAGGCGACGGUGGGGUGGCAAUCUAAAGCUCAACCUGAAAGAAAAGCUAGGAAUUCAGAAUUUAUACAAGAGCUUGCUGAGACUGGAAGAGCAGAUUGGAAGAAGGCACCGAAAGAAAUUAAAACUAGAUAUAGGGGGAUUUUUUUGGUUCUUUUGUCUAUUCCUCUUAUAUUGAUGCCUUCUUAUGAGUUAUACAGAAGAUUAGAAGGCAAAUCAACCAAAAAAGUGCAAGAAGGAGAGAUAUUAGAAGGUAAAGAGGUACGAAAGUUUGGUGAAACUGAGAAGUGGGAAACGGAACGGAAAAGUUUAAUGUACAAGUUGUUUGGAAGAGACUUCUUUUUGGACGGGUUUACUAGCAAAACCAUGGCGCCAAGUGAGUCGAAGGAGGUCAAAAAAGAGGGCGAUAAAUGA
Priceomyces carsonii is the source of this 462-nucleotide messenger RNA. RefSeq lists its product as uncharacterized. The coding region runs from base 1 to 462 and encodes 153 amino acids. NCBI's taxonomy places the organism in Eukaryota, Fungi, Ascomycota, Pichiomycetes, Serinales, Debaryomycetaceae. The transcript has a single exon. The record is from RefSeq and is a predicted model, not a curated record.